Oryza brachyantha (malo sina) is the source of this 1402-nucleotide messenger RNA. Its product is annotated as ras-related protein RABH1b. The coding region runs from base 337 to 963 and encodes 208 amino acids. Gene Ontology annotation, molecular function: GTP binding; GTPase activity. The record is from RefSeq and is a predicted model, not a curated record. The transcript has 6 exons. NCBI's taxonomy places the organism in Eukaryota, Viridiplantae, Streptophyta, Magnoliopsida, Poales, Poaceae.
ACCACCCUCGGCGGGCGGCGCUAAUAACCGGCAGGCCGCGAGGCACCAAUCUCGAAAAGAAUAGUGUAGAGGAACGCCAUUUGCGGGCGCGCAGCACACAACACAACACACCCCCACGCGGAGAAGAGAAGCGGAGCUCCGUAUCGUUCGGCCUUCCUUCCGUUCAGCGCGAGAGGCAAGGGCACCCACCCCCCAUAACGCGCGAGAUCCCCCUUCCUCCCCCCCCUUCCUUCUCGCUCCCUCUCGAUCCGCCCCGCCGGAUCCCGCGCCCCCCCGCCCGCCGACGACCUAACAUCGCCGCCCGCGCGCCCGGAGGAAGGGAAAAGAGGUCGCGAGAUGGCCCCCGUCUCGGCGCUCGCCAAGUACAAGCUGGUGUUCCUCGGCGACCAGUCCGUCGGCAAGACCAGCAUCAUCACCCGCUUCAUGUACGACAAGUUCGACAACACCUACCAGGCUACAAUUGGUAUUGACUUCCUGUCAAAGACAAUGUACCUUGAAGAUAGGACUGUCAGGCUCCAACUCUGGGAUACAGCUGGUCAGGAAAGAUUCAGAAGUUUGAUUCCAAGCUAUAUCAGAGACUCUUCCGUUGCUGUCAUCGUAUAUGAUGUUGCGAGCAGACAGUCUUUCCUAAACACUUCGAAAUGGAUAGAGGAAGUCAGAACCGAGAGGGGCAGUGAUGUUAUCAUUGUGCUGGUUGGGAACAAAACUGAUCUUGUUGACAAGAGGCAAGUCUCCAUUGAGGAAGGGGAGGGCAAGGCAAAAGAUCUCGGUGUGAUGUUCAUCGAAACCAGUGCUAAAGCCGGUUUUAACAUUAAGGCGCUAUUCCGUAAGAUCGCCGCUGCACUUCCUGGAAUGGAGACCCUGUCAUCAGCAAAGCAGGAAGACAUGGUUGAUGUGAACUUGAAGUCGAGCAACGCCAACUCAUCCCAGUCCCAGGCACAGGCUGCGGGAUGCAGUUGUUAGCUUCAGUCCCCUAACACUUACUGCUUCGUGGUCUCAAGACCCCCCCUGCCUGUCACCAAAGCAUCACUUCUGGGUUGUCUGAGGGGGAGGAGAGUCAGACUAUCUCAUGCCAGUGAAUCCAUCCGAUCCGAGUCUUGAUUCGGUUGAACGAACCAUUUGCAUUGGAAAGAUAACGUUUUAUGAGUUUCUACCAUUUUCUCAGUGGCCUAAAGCUAGCAGUGUAUAGUUGGGUUGGCACUGUGAACUUCUAUUUCUUGAGCUGAAUAUUUAGAAGCUAGUGAUUGUUUUAAGUCUGUCCUAUAUAUUUUCAUCUCCCAUCUUGUUGCAGUUAGCCUCAGUAAUGUUUUCUAUGGUGUACCGAACAUAUAUUGGAAUUUUUGUAAGCUUACAAUAAUGUCUACAUGGCAGUAGCCAUAUAUUAUCCCAGUUAUUUGACCAU